This is a messenger RNA of Populus nigra (black poplar), 782 nucleotides long. RefSeq lists its product as uncharacterized. The record is from RefSeq and is a predicted model, not a curated record. Bases 145 to 588 code for a protein of 147 amino acids. NCBI's taxonomy places the organism in Eukaryota, Viridiplantae, Streptophyta, Magnoliopsida, Malpighiales, Salicaceae. The transcript has a single exon.
ACCCCUUUUAUAGGCAAUGCCAUUGCUUGCCCCAUGAGUUUACCUUAGUCUUCCUUGAUUAGUCUGCACUCAAAGAACAAGAGAGGCAGAGAACUCGUAAUUAUAAGCUCAACCCAAUUAUUUUUCUAUCAUCAACCAAGAAAAAUGUCUACACAGCAGCCUCAACAACAGCAGCAGCAGCAGCAGCAGCCUGUUGUCCUUUACCCAAACACUGUCGCAAGGCAGGCCCCAUCUUCCCACUCAAAUGGGUCAUUUGGAACCGUUUUUAUAGUCCUGGCAGUGAUUGUUGUUAUAUCAGCUAUUGCUUGCUGUCUUGGCAGGAUUUGCAACAAGCGUCUAAACAAGCAGAAAGUCAAUAACAACAAGCAAAGUCUGCAGCACAGCCAACACACUCCCACCUUUCGUACCAAGGAAAGGGAAAGCGAUCUUGAAUUUGGGUUUGACAAGGGAUUUCCAACAGCCAGGAAUUCUAACAUGAAAGGAUCAGACCCCAGAGGCCACAAGCCAUUCGGAAAUGGUCAUUUCAGUGGUAGAGGUGAAACAAACACUUCUGCUGGUGAUCAUGGCGAGCCCAAUGCUGCUCCAUGAAUGAGUUAAUUUCUUUGGUAUAUUCACCUACCUUGGCCUACGUGGCUGGUGCCGUUUCUAUCAAAAUCUGUUUCCUCUAAUUUCCAUUGCAGCUAGUUUGAAAUACUAUGUAAUUAUUAUUUGAAACAAUUGCCAUUGGCUUUUAUCAUUUUAACAUACAGUAAUUAAGCUCAUUGGAGGAAUAUUCCUGUCAA